Symbiodinium pilosum is the source of this 503-nucleotide messenger RNA. NCBI's taxonomy places the organism in Eukaryota, Dinophyceae, Suessiales, Symbiodiniaceae. The record is from the annotation of a GenBank genome assembly.
GGAGCUGUUGUUCCUGGGGAAAGGGACACAGUGAUGGAUGAGCCGGAGCAGGAUGGCGCGAUGGAGAUCCAGAGGGAUGUGGGUGGAGCAGCUGAGGGUGAUGGUGUCCUGCCAAACGUUGAGAAUGACAUGGUGCCUGGAAGUCUUCCUGUGGAGCCGUCGCCGGUGCUGGACAACCUUGUGCGACCUGAGCCCCUGCGCGUGGAUGGGAACAUGGAUGGUGAGGGAUCUGAAGGGGCUCAGCAAGUGGAUGGUACGCGCAGUGGUGGCUCCGAGAAUAAUGGAGACAUGGACGUCCACACUGAAGUCGAUGGUGGGGCCCUGUUGAGUGCCGCCGUUGUUGCCCCGCAUGAGAUUGAAGGGGACCUUACCAUGGCUGCUGUGGACAUGGUGGCUUCGGUGACUUCGGUGGGACCGGUGGCAGCUGUGUCUUCUGUGGUGGCUUCGGUGGGACCGCUGGCAACUGUGUCUUCUGUGGACGCUGGCGCGGCGGCUGAUGCUGG